Molecule: messenger RNA, 4601 nt
Organism: Artibeus jamaicensis (Jamaican fruit-eating bat)
Lineage: Eukaryota; Metazoa; Chordata; Mammalia; Chiroptera; Phyllostomidae
Gene: E2F2
Product: E2F transcription factor 2
Exons: 7
Coding region: 300-1616 (438 amino acids)
Biological process (GO): regulation of transcription by RNA polymerase II
Cellular component (GO): RNA polymerase II transcription regulator complex
Molecular function (GO): RNA polymerase II cis-regulatory region sequence-specific DNA binding; protein dimerization activity; DNA-binding transcription factor activity, RNA polymerase II-specific
Source: RefSeq, a predicted model, not a curated record
GAGACCCCUAGGCGCUGCGCCCUAGACACCGAGGCCUUCAGGGGCGUGGGGCCGUCGCGGGUCGCCGCAGCCCUUGGGGCGGGGCAGCCCCAGCCGCGGGGCGAUCUCCAAGCGGAGAUCUCCAAGCGCUGUUCUGCUGGGCCGCGGGCCAGGAGGGGAGGGUCUGGCCUUGCCCCGCAUGCGUCCAUUGGCCGCUUCCUGGAGCCUCCGCACCAUGCCGCGGGCCCUGUGAGUCGCCGCUGGCUCGGGAGCCCGCUGGUGCCCGCGGGUGCGCCAGGGGAGGGGGCUCUGCGCUCGCCAUGUUGCGAGGGCCCCAGGCCUUGGCUCCGGCCUCUGGGCCGUCUCUGAAGGGGUUGCCCGCGAUGAGCCCCACCGAACUGUGGCCACCCGGCCUCCGCAGCCCCCAGCUCUGCCCGGUCACCACCACCUACUACACGUCGCUGUACCCGCAGACUGUGCCUCCGGCCGCCGUGCCCGGCACCUGCCUCGACGCCACCCCCCACGGACCGGAGGGCCAAGCUGUGCGAUGCGUGCCGGCUGGCCGGUUGCCGGCCAAAAGGAAGCUGGACCUGGAGGGGAUCGGGAGGCCCGCGGUCCUGGAAUUCCAGACUCCCAAGAGGAAGCACAUUAGAGUGGAUGGCCUCCCCAGCCCUAAAACGCCCAAGUCCCCGGGGGAGAAGACUCGGUAUGACACAUCCCUGGGGCUGCUCACCAAGAAGUUCAUUUACCUCCUGAGCGAGUCCAAGGACGGGGUCCUGGACCUGAACUGGGCUGCGGAGGUGCUGGACGUGCAGAAGCGGCGCAUCUAUGACAUCACCAACGUGCUGGAGGGCAUCCAGCUCAUCCGCAAGAAGGCUAAGAACAACAUCCAGUGGGUAGGCAGGGGAAUAUUUGAAGACCCCACUGGGCCCAGGAGGCAGCAGCAGCUGGGGCAGGAGCUGAAGGAGCUGAUGAGCACGGAGCAGGCCUUGGACCAGCUCAUCCAGAGCUGCUCUCAGAACUUCAAGCACCUGACGGAGGACAAGGCCAACAAGAAACUGGCCUACGUGACUUACCAGGACAUCCGCGCUAUUGGCACCUUUAAGGAACAGACAGUGAUCGCUGUCAAGGCCCCUCCGCAGACGAGGCUGGAAGUGCCCGACAAGAGUGAGGAGAACCUGCAGAUAUACCUGAAGAGCACGCAGGGGCCCAUCGAAGUCUACCUGUGCCCGGAGGAGAUGCAGGAACCAGAUAGCCCUGCCAAGGAGCCCAUCCCCUCCACGUCCACCCUCAGCCCCAGCCCCGACUCUGCCCAGCCCAGCAGCAGCACCAACCCUGGCAUUCUGGAACCCACGGCAUCCCCAGCACCGUCGCCGACUUCCCAGCAGGAAGCUGUGCUGCCGCUGCCUCCAUCCCUCGUCCCUCUGGAGGCCACCGACAGCAUGCUGGAGCUGCCGCACCCACUCCUGCAGCAGACCGAGGACCAGUUCCUGCCCCCAGCGCUGACAGACAGCUCGCCUCUGAUCAGCUUCUCUCCGCCCUUGGACCAGGACGACUACCUGUGGGGCCUGGACGAGGGCGAGGGCAUCAGUGACCUCUUUGACUUCUAUGACUUCGGGGACCUGCUGAUUAAUUGAGUGACCCUGCCCACCCCCAGCAGCCUGCCACUGUCUCUACCUCCUUGCAGACGGACUGACAGGCCCUCUGCCUGCACUGGGACACUGGCCGCUAGGUGUUACCCUUCCAGUACGGGGGUCUCCUCUCCUUCCUGCCCCCCGCCCCUGCACCAGCCGAGGCUGCCUGGGAAGGUCGUGGAGGGUGCGGGUGAGGAUUGUGCCAGGGUCUGAGUACGGUCCUUCCUAGUGGAAGCUGGGCCUGCAAAGGCCCAUUUAGCCUUCUGACCUCUCACGUGAAGGGCCACAGAUGAGGUGACUAGGUCCGGGGCAAGGCCCUGCCACGGCCUUCUAAGGGGUAAUUAGGACCCUCAAUGUAUUGGAAAGCACUUAAUGCCUUGUGUAUUUAUUUCAGGUUGACUUUAGUCUAUGUGUCUUCCUUGAGUUUUAGCAGGGACGUGUUCCGGUCAGGCUCCUCAGGCCCACACUGACCGCUGUCCAAGGGCAGCCCUGGGCUUGCAGGCACCCAGGCCAACUCCCUGACCCCCCAUCGUGGUGGCAGCUGGGUCUCUGAGUCGCCGUCCCAGGACCGUUCAUUGCACUUAGGUUCCUAAUUCUAGUAAGUGGCGGCUGAGGGCCCAGCCGUGGCCGCCUGGCCUCCUCUGUCCCAGAGGUGGUUGCAGGGAGCCAUCCCAGCUCAGGCGGCACUGAGGCUCCUGGGAAACAGGACCAGCCAAUAAGGAGCCUCCCUCCCUGUGGAAUUCCUUAUAUCCUUCCCUUAGAACGUAAAAAAUGGUCCUCGGGGAGAUGCAGAGCAGAGCUGCGGAGGACGUGCGGACAGGAGUGUAGAAGCAGGUUGAACGGCCCUUGCAGGCACUGCCCCUCCGCUUGGGCCUUUGCCUGGGACAGGGGCUGUUGCACAUGGAGGACCUGGGGGACAGGGCAGCCGCACAACAGAGAAGGGUGAGAUGAGACCGGAAAUUGCCAGAACACGCCCCUCUGUAGCUGCCGGUAUCCUCCUCUCCUUCCUUGGAAAGAUUUUGGGUUUUUUUGCCUCGUUUGUUAAAGGGGGUGAUUCUUUAAGGACUUCCCCUUCCCCCCCAGCUCACACAUGGACCCCCAGGGACAGAGGUGACCAGGACUUGAUGGCAUGUUGGCUCCUUUUGUCAGGAAUGCAGAAGUGACAUGGAGGGUCUUCCCUGCAGACCAGACUAGGCAGCUAAUGAGAUGGGCUCGUGUUACCUCUUCAGACCUGGAGUUCUAGGGUCUUUGGCCUCCCCCACCCUAACCCCCAGGGGCUUGACCAUCCCACCUUGUCCUUGUAACCCAGCUGGGUGGGGGGCUGUCGGCUCUCCUCCCCCACCCAGCCCGGGGUGGGGUGCCCUGGGCUGAACCACGGCUGUGCCUUCCGGAGGGAGGCGGCCAGGGGCAGUGGUCUGAGAGGCCCACUCCCCACCUCAGGGAGCAGUUUUCUCAGGGGCUCAGCUGGGCAGCACUUUGUUUUUCCUACGUUUGUAGCAUUAAGCUAGUUCAUAGUAUGAAUUCAGCCUUGUGUGAUUGCUCUCAAAGUGAUCUAUAGGCCUCUGAAGUUUGGGGGACAGGGUCCAAGGCAACUAAUGCCCAGCUGGGUGCAGUUGGGCCCUGUCAUUUGCAGGUCAAAGGCACCCAGCUCUAUAAACAGGGCUAACCUAUAAUUUACAGAAAUGCCUUUGGUCUCCCCUCCCCCACAGCUCCACGGGGCAUUUGCAGCCCAGCCAGCUGCCUAGGACCACCUUGGCCCUUGCGGGUCUGGUCGGGGCCUGUGGGGCUGGAGAUGGCCGAGCCACUGGGCUGCCGUUUGUCCACUCACCAUCUCUGAGGACAGGCAUGUUUGAUUUUCAUGCCUUGGGCUCUAUCUAGAGCUUUCUCCUAGAAUUGAAUCAGAAAAAAAGGAGUAAGAGGCCUGCAGGGUCCACUGGGAAUGAGUUUAAUGCUGAAAUCUGGCCGGAAUACAAGCUCUUUCUCCAGAUGCCCAGCAGCAGGGUUGGACCCAGGGGCUUCCCCGUGGGCCCAAGGCCUGUCGCCUGAGCAGCUUCCCCGGUCACCUCCUGUGUGGUCCCCUGCCUGGCCCCGGGGCUGGGCCACCCAGACCCAUUCUCAGGCUCGGUGUAGGAAAUGAGUUUGAGCCUCUUUCUUACCAGUGACACUUGAAACCCCCCCAAGUUCACUGAAGUGCUUUAAGAAUGCAUUUUGAAGGGUAUUUUUCCUUUAGGGGCCAGGAAAACAUUGAAACUAGGGCAGAAGAAAAGCCAGUUUCUUCCUAAGGUACAUUAUUUCUGCCAGGAAGUUCCUCAGCCCCCAAGUCACCUGUGUUCCCAGGGACAUCAAAGACUCAGGGCCCCAGGGAACCCAGUAGUAUUACAUUGUUGGAUAGAGUCGGAUUCUAAGAAAUUCCUUAAAACCAGGGACAUGCUCCCGUGUCCCUUCCGUUGACAGUGUUGGCUAGACCAGAGUGGCGUCCCCUCCCCACCGCAGUGCUGGUCUGGCCAGCACAGCUACAGGAAAAGGGGAGAAGAAGCUCACAAAACUGGCUCUGGGAAGGUUCAGGCUUCAUUUUCUCUCCCCAAGUGUUUCCAGCAUCAGUUCUGCACAGUGUUUAGUGUCUUUAGUGAAAGAGUUUUCAUGUCCUGUGUCUGAGCGUUGUGUGGCUUAGCACAUUUGAAGUGGAAGCCUUUUGGGGUUGUUUACAAGCAGCUAUCUGGUUCUUGUCAUUGUGCUCCAGGGUCCCCUGGGACCCUGUUCUCCCGAGAGGACCCUCAGUAACCAGAAACCUGGCCAGCCUGGGUGAGUGAAGAAGCCUUGUGUGAGGCAUAUGGGUCUCGAGGGCAAACAAACCCGAGGGAGCCCGGCCUUGGUGCGGGGACUCUGGAUGGGUCACUUACCUCUGACCUGCGUUUGCCCUGGGUCCUACUUUGAUGAGCGCCGUGUAAACCUCCCUGUGUGUGAUAAUUGGGCAUUAAACAGCAACUU